Lichtheimia ornata is the source of this 204-nucleotide messenger RNA. RefSeq lists its product as uncharacterized. The transcript is spliced from 2 exons. Bases 1 to 204 code for a protein of 67 amino acids. The record is from RefSeq and is a predicted model, not a curated record. NCBI's taxonomy places the organism in Eukaryota, Fungi, Mucoromycota, Mucoromycetes, Mucorales, Lichtheimiaceae.
AUGUUCUCGCAACGAGCGAUAAAUCUCAUUCUUGCUGUCGGCAUUGGUGUCGGUACAGGUGUUUAUGUCUUCCAACCUCUCUUGAAAGAAUACGAAGCUGAGACUCACGGUACAUGGAUGCGACCUGGUGACGAAGACAAGUUGAAAAAGAUAGAAGGAACCCAAAAGUCCAAUAGUAGCGGUAGUAGUAAUAGCAAUGUAUGA